AUGGCGGUAGAUGAGAAGGGUUCUUCCAAUAUCGAUUGGAAUUAUCCAAAUUUAUUAUCUAAGGAGACAAUUUUACGACUUUUAAAACUAAGAGGUAUUGAUCAACCGGGAAUUGACUCCUUUGAUAAGAAUGUUCUUGUGGAUGUCUACAACCAUUACCUGCUUCCUUUACCUCAGAGGAAAUAUCGUAUGAACCGUAGAGGACAACAAAUGACCAAGAAACAAAUUAUUUUAGCAAAGACGAGCAAAACUCCAAGUGAUGCUGAGAUCAAAAAAAACUCUACCGAGCCUGUUGAGAAAGCCCUUCCUAGAUUUAUGUCUCCCUUUACACCAUCAACAGAUUCUUCCAGUCCGCUGAAACCACCUCCAUCAUGCAUCAAUUUUGAACGUAAAACCAUAAAACUAAAUUCUUCUCGUACUUCGGUCACUAGCAUGGACACAAGUCCUCCAAAGACCUUCAACAAUGGCAACAAGUCUUCUCCAGAUGCUCACGGCUCGAAUAAUAAAACUCCUGAACCAAUCAACAAGACAGACAAGGCAAUUGAUUCACCAGUGGAGAAUAAAAACACACUUGAAAAUAAACGACCAGCAGACGAGGGUGAAAAGGAUUGUCCAGAACCAUGUAAAAAGAAGAAAGUAAUUCCUCGUAUCACUUGGCCAUAA
Messenger RNA from Acanthosepion pharaonis, 663 nucleotides. Lineage: Eukaryota; Metazoa; Mollusca; Cephalopoda; Sepiida; Sepiidae. The record is from the annotation of a GenBank genome assembly.